Messenger RNA from Pleuronectes platessa (European plaice), 2464 nucleotides. It is a transcript of the gene klhdc4, whose product is annotated as kelch domain containing 4. The transcript has 13 exons. NCBI's taxonomy places the organism in Eukaryota, Metazoa, Chordata, Actinopteri, Pleuronectiformes, Pleuronectidae. The record is from RefSeq and is a predicted model, not a curated record. Gene Ontology annotation, molecular function: protein binding. Bases 130 to 1917 code for a protein of 595 amino acids.
AGUGAAUCCCAGGCCCCAGAGGGAAGGAGGUCGGCGUGUGUUGAUCUGUUUCCACGUGUCGGUGGAUUCAUUCAGAUUAAAUCCAGCGGGUUUUAACAGAUUAACGUGAAUCCAAUCCAAACAGCAGCGAUGGGUAAAAAAGGGAAGAAAGAGAAGAAGGUGAAGGGAGCAGAGAAGACCGCGGCCAAGAUGGAGAAGAAGGUUUCAAAGAGAAGCAAACGAGAGGAGGAGGAUCUGGAGGCUCUUAUUGCUGAGUUCCAGACUCUGGAUGGAAAGAAGACUCAGGUUGUGGAGACGACGUGUCCUCCUCCGUCCCCGAGAUUGAGUGCGUCUCUCUCUCCUCAUCCGGAGAAAGAUGAACUCAUCCUGUUCGGAGGAGAAUUCUUCAACGGAAAGAAGACGUUUCUGUACAACGACCUGUUUUUCUACAACAUCAAGAAGAACACGUGGGUGAAGUCCGACAUCCCCAACCCUCCUCCACCACGCUGCUCUCACCAGGCAGUGGUAGUUCCCCAGGGUGGGGGCCAGCUCUGGGUGUUCGGGGGGGAGUUUGGUUCUCCCAAUGGGGAACAGUUCUACCACUACAAGGACCUGUGGGUGCUGCAUCUGGCGACACACACCUGGGAGAACAUCAAGGCGACCGGCGGUCCGUCGGGUCGCAGCGGACACCGGAUGGUCCUCAGCAAGAAGCAGCUGCUGGUGUUUGGAGGUUUCCAUGAGAGCACCAGGGAUUUUAUCUAUUACAACGACGUCUACUCGUUCUCCCUGGAAACCUUUUCCUGGUCACGCCUCUCUCCGUCAGGCUCCGCCCCCGCUCCACGCUCGGCCUGUCAGAUGAGUUCCACGCCCGACGGCACGGGCGUCAUCAUCUACGGCGGAUACUCCAAAGUUAGAGUCAAGAAGGAUGUGGAGAAGGGAACCAUCCACUCGGACAUGUUCCUCCUGAAGCGAGAGGGUAAAGAUGGUCAAGAGAAGUGGUCCUGGUCCAGGGUGAGUCCCUCAGGGAACAAGCCUCAUCCUCGCUCUGGCUUCUCUCCGGCGAUGGGCCCGGCGGGGCGGGCGGUGCUGUUCGGUGGGGUGUGUGAUGAGGAAGAGGAGGAGACACUGGAGGGUGACUUCUACAACGACCUGCACCUGUAUGACACGGUGAAGAACCGCUGGUUCCCCGGCGUGCUCCGGGGAAACAAGACGGAGAAGAAGAAACGACGCAGGGGGAAGAAGGAAGGAGCAGAGGGGGAGGGAGGAGAGAUGGAGGGGGAGGGUGGGGAGGAGGCGGCGCCACAAGGACCCACUGAGGUCAUCAAGGAGAUCGUCACCGAGGACGGCACCGUGAUGACCAUCAAGGAAGUGAUCCCUGGAGCUCAGGUGGAAGAGGAAGAGGAGGAGGAGGAAGAGGAAGAGGAUGAAGCCUCCGUCAGCCUGGUGGAGCCCUGCCCGAGGUCCAGCGCCAUGGCCACGGUGCGGCAGGGAAAGCUCUUCCUGUUCGGAGGGAUGUUUGAGGUCGGCGACCGCCAGUUCACCCUGAACGACUUCUACAGCCUGGACCUCAACAAGAUGGACCAGUGGGACACUCUGGUUGAGAUGGAUCCCAAGACACAGGAGUGGCUGGAAGAGUCUGAGUCAGAGGACGAUGAUGAGGAGGAGGAGGAGGAAGAGGAGGAGAAGGAGAAGCUGAAAGGAGCAGAAGGAGCAGAAGGGAAGGAAGACGAGGUUGAGUCUGAAGGGGAAAGUGACGAUGAGGAAGAUGAAGACGAGCACCCGGCCGUGCAGGAGGGGGAGACAGUGACUGAUUAUCAGAUCCGUACAGAGACGUACUGGACGGGACUGGCCCGGACUAAAAUGGGCCCGGACAUCAAAGACAAAAAGGUCGCAAAGGUCGGCCUCGCCAUGGCUAAAGUCUUCCAUGAAGACCAGUAGUGGAAAAAACACCAAAUGUUCUGUGUGUGUGUGUGUGUGUGUGUGUGUGUGUGUGUGUGUGUGUGUGUGUGUGUGUGUGUGUGUGUGUGUGUGUGUGUGUGUGUGUGUGUGUGUGUGUGUGUGUGUGUGUGUGUGUGUGUGUGAUGUUACUGCAAAACGAUUCGGUAAUACAAGUGAGAUUUCAAAACAAAAACAUUUAACCAUCUUCCUACUGUUUGACAUUUAUAGGUUAUUUUUUUUUUUUUUCGGGUUUAUAAGAAUAUUUUAUUAUUGUUUUUUUUUUCAAGAUCAACAUCAGUUUUCAUUUAAAUGAAAUUAAAACUAAACUGAAAUAACACUUUUUAAUGCUGCUGCUGUCACUUUGAAACCACAGUGCUGAAGCUAACAGAGAGUUGUUAGUUACAGAUAGAAGAAGUAAGAGGAAAUAGCUUUAGUAAUUUUUUUAUUUCUUAUGGUCGUUCUUUUAUUACAUGUUUUAAUUUUUCUUUUUCUUGGUAUUGGAAGUAUUUUUGUGCACUUGGUUUAAACUCGUUUAGCUUCUUGGUUC